Molecule: messenger RNA, 427 nt
Organism: Leguminivora glycinivorella
Lineage: Eukaryota; Metazoa; Arthropoda; Insecta; Lepidoptera; Tortricidae
Exons: 4
Coding region: 35-427 (130 amino acids)
Source: RefSeq, a predicted model, not a curated record
UGGUAGUUAUAUGACGGAACCCUAAGGAGUGAAUAUGGCAUUGCGACAUCAAACAAUACCAAGAAGUUCAUACAUUGAGGACCCCGAUGAUGAUGAGGAAGACCAAGACGAGGCUGAGAACCUAGACUGGGUGAACAUCAUCUUCCUUCCCUUUCACCCGGUCUUCCGUCUCGUAGUCCUCAUCUCUGUCAUCUUGAGGAUCAAUCUGACUGCUAUAGAGGCCCUCUAUCCGAUCUACUGCAGUGAUGUGAUGAACUCACACGUUUACCUGAUCGUGAUCAAGCACCUCCACGAGUAUUUUUGUGACAUCAUCUAUGGGGUGGACACUCUUCUUCAUAUCAUACACAGAUCUAGGCCUCCUGAUAUAGUUACUGGUCUCCAGAAACCCCAACAAGACUCGUCGCACCCGGAAACGGAUUAUGCUUAG